CCGCGCCGGCGCGGCGUCGGGGAGGCCUUCGUCCUCGCCACAGACCUCGAGGCCAUGGUCCGCCGCGCGGGUCCCGCGCUCGACGACGCCGCCAGGGACGCCUUUGUUGCCUUCCUCGCGCGGAAUCCGGCUGCCGUGCGUGUGCCCCGUGUGGUUGCCGCGGCGGAGGGUCGUCGUCGUCGUUGCGGUGACGGCGAGGGAGAGGGGGAGGCGCCGGUGCCGGGGCUGUCGCGCGCGCAGACGGAUCAGCUCGUCCGGGCGGGGUUUCUUACCGCGCAGCACACGGGCCACGAUGCCGGGAAUGCUACGGGGGCUUUCUCGCGGCCGGAGGAUCGGUAUUCCCUCAUGAGCCUCGAGGCCGUGUCGCAGGCCGCGUCCGGGUCCAUGGGCGCUGUCGGCGGGGAGGGGGCUCUGCACGCCGCGGGCGGAAGCGGGGCUGGCAGGGGAGGCGGACCGUCCGUCGAUCUGGUUUCCGGGACCGGAGAUCUCAGCCUGGCCGUGCCCGGACACGGGGCGUACCUGAAGCUCGUCUCCUCGGCUCUGGAGCACCUGUCGUCCCUGCUCGAGAAGUCGCAGUACCGGGAAGCGCCUGAGACGGCGCUGCGGGAGAGGUGGGAUGGGGGCGUCGCCAGCGAUGAGGCCGCCCUGGCGAAGAGGUCGCGAGGCGAGUUCGUCGGGAUCCUCCCCGGCCGGACGAAAAAGUGGAAGGAGUUCCACGGUCUCUCCUUCGACUGGAUACUGCAGGAGGCCGUCGGUGCCGGGCUGGUCGAGGUCUUUGAGACCCGGAGCGUGGGCCGAGGCGUGCGGUUGGUCUGA
Phialemonium atrogriseum is the source of this 816-nucleotide messenger RNA. RefSeq names its product serine-threonine protein kinase 19. NCBI's taxonomy places the organism in Eukaryota, Fungi, Ascomycota, Sordariomycetes, Cephalothecales, Cephalothecaceae. Gene Ontology annotation, biological process: positive regulation of Ras protein signal transduction; protein phosphorylation. Gene Ontology annotation, molecular function: protein serine/threonine kinase activity. The annotation marks the transcript as partial. The record is from RefSeq and is a predicted model, not a curated record. The transcript has a single exon.